Molecule: messenger RNA, 2579 nt
Organism: Lepisosteus oculatus (spotted gar)
Lineage: Eukaryota; Metazoa; Chordata; Actinopteri; Semionotiformes; Lepisosteidae
Source: RefSeq, a predicted model, not a curated record
GGCGCAUGAGCUUUCACUGUGACGCCCCCCUGCGCCCCCGCAGGAGCGAGGAGAUGCGUCAGUGCCAGGCUGCCUGGGUGGCGCAGAUGCAGCGCUACGAGGACGGGCACCUGGGCGGCUUCCGCCGGAUCUACCCGCGGCCGGACGGCGAGAAGUACAGCAAGUACUUCCAGCACAGCAGCUCCCUCUUCCAGGAGACGGCGGCCUCCAGAGCGCGGGAGGAGUGCUCCAGGCAGCAGCUGCAGGAGCUGCGGGCGAGGCAGGAGCAGAAGCAGGGCGUGCUGAGGGGCCUGAGCAGGCGCGAGCUGCAGGGGGAGUCCGCCGGAGAGAGGGCCAAGCGCCGGAGAGCGCCCCCGCGUCCAGCCCGGGGACCCGCCACGCCCUUGCGGCUCUCCCUGGCCUCGGUGCCUUCCCUGCUGGAGCGCCCCCCAGACCAGGGGCUGCUCCCAGGCGCCUCGGAGGAAGAGGAGGAGGAGGAAGGGGAGGAGGUGGAGAGGAUGAGCGGGCUGCUGCGCCGGGCGAGCCUCAUCCGGGACCUGGGCGUCGUGGAGCGGGUGUGCCAGCUGCUGCGGGCCACCCCCCACGCCGGGGGCCUCGCCCCCCAGCUGGAGUCCCUGGCGGACCUCUCCAGGAGGCCUCUCGCUCAGCCGGGCCCCUCUCUGCCUGUGGCCCAGUGUCCUGGGGGGCCCGAGGGGAGCCUGUGUCUCCAGUACCUGCCUCCCCAGGGGCUGGCGCAGCAGCGCUGGCCGGGCCUGGCGCUGGGCCUGGGACCAGAGAGGAGCCCGCCCGAGCCGGGCCAGUGCGGGCCAGCCGGGGCACUGCGCAUCAGGGCCCCAGAAGAGAUGGCGCAGGAGGGGGCGCCACGUGGGCCCGCUCAGUACCGGAGGGCCACCAGCGCGCACAGGAUCCCCAGGACAACCGGCGCCGCCGCCGCCCUGGGCAAGCAGGCCCGGCUGGGCAGCAUGAGCUCCUCGUACUCGGAGGUCCGCGGGCGCCUGCGCUUCUCCGAGGCCCCGGCCGGCCAGCGGGGGCUGCUGUACCCCCACGUCAGCCCGGACCCCCAGGCCCUGCAAGGCCUCUUUGUCGUCUCCACGCCGGCGCCCCUCGUGCGCCGCCCGGGAUUCGCCCAUCCCGUCCGCGAGAGCGUCCGGAGAGCUGUGCACCCCGAGGCCGGCAGGUAGGGGGCCCCCCGCCCCCCAGCUUCCCCGACCCCACUUGCACCGGCCGCUGCAGACACGAGCCCCAAAACUGGACUGAGCUGGGUUGGUGCCCCCAGCUGUUUUUUUUGCACCAGUUGAUUUUUAACCAUAGAUUUUACAAGUAUUGCGGGAAAAGAAAAAAAAAAUCAAUCAAAAUAAAGCAAAGAUAAAAAUGUGCCAUUAAUUAAGAGACCCUCCUUCACGCUGGACAUCAUUCUGGUUAUUCCACCUCCUCUCCAACACGGUCUGGGUUUUACGAUGGGUUUUAAGAUCCCUGAUGCGUGACUGAAAUGCAGCUUUCAGUUUACCCUGACCUUUGCUCAGCAAAUGAUGCUGCUCCCUCAGGCAUCUGCUAAAGCUGAGCCAGGGGCUGCUGCCAAGCACGGCUGUGUUCUGGGUUUAGCUCAAGACAUCCCUGAUACAAAACUAAAAGUAUCUGGGUCAGAGGUUAGAGACGGGCUUGUCCCCAGUGACCCACCAUGUGUGAGCCUGCGCGCAUUAGUCCUCCUGGUGAAUUUUAAGGCCAAGGCUCUGUAGUAAGAACUACAAUUGUUGAUGCAGAGCUCACCCUUUCACCUCUGCGAUAAGGGUGUCUUCUAAAUGAAUGAUUACGAUUUAUAAUUACAGCAAAAAUAUAAGUGGUUGCUGCCUCAGUGUUGCAGUACAAACUGCAUACUUGCUUUGAAGUUUCCAGACUGCUGUCUGUUUUGUUCAUUAACCCACAUGAAUUUGGUGCAGACUUCAGCAUGGCCCUUCUCAGUGUGUUCGUUUUCAGCUGAACAAAUCAGGACUUCACACACGCAGGAUUCCAGGAGGUGUGAGUUUUGAUCAAAAGUGUUUAUAUAUUAUUUGAAGACGACGCACAGUUUUCCAGCUUGGCUGCAGUAGCUUAGGUCUGGCAGAGGUGGAAGACAAGAAGAUAAGCACCAGUAGCCUGCAGUCUGGUGACUUCCUGUCCUCCCAGUGCUCUCCUUAGACUCCUUGGCUGCCCUGUGAUGCGGCCCACAUUUUCAUUUCUUGCACCAAACCUGUUGUCAACUAAGCAACAAAAGUGCUGGUUUGCAGAAAAAUCCUGCAGUGGGAUGGAUUGGAAGGCACAGGCAGUUUGGGUUCAAUCUCAGGGAUGACCCAGGUUCUGGUACCGUUUCCUUGUCAUUGUUUAGGUUUCCUGGUACUGUCUCCUGAUCAUUGAAUCACAACAUUAGAAUGACUUGACUUGACCUGCACUUGGAAAGCACUGUUCUGUUGAUUGACUAGCACAUUGAGACUACGGAUGUGACGUGAUUUGAUCCAUUACCAUAUUGUACUAUUUUUAUGAAGUUGUGAUUACAGUAUGUUGCAAAAUGUUUUGCUGAAUGAAUAUAUUUUUAAAACCUUUAA